Messenger RNA from Thunnus maccoyii (southern bluefin tuna), 6514 nucleotides. RefSeq names its product small G protein signaling modulator 1b (gene sgsm1b). The coding region runs from base 183 to 4223 and encodes 1346 amino acids. Gene Ontology annotation, molecular function: GTPase activator activity. NCBI's taxonomy places the organism in Eukaryota, Metazoa, Chordata, Actinopteri, Scombriformes, Scombridae. The transcript is spliced from 26 exons. Gene Ontology annotation, biological process: activation of GTPase activity. The record is from RefSeq and is a predicted model, not a curated record.
UAAAACAUGCAACGUUGGUUAACCUAUCAGUGCAACGACAGAUGGAUGAUACGGUUAAUACCGCUAAAUCUGAAGCAGUUGUGGUCGUCUAUUCAUGCCAAAAAGAAGAUAUCCGUAAAUGACAGCAACACUGGGCUAGUUGCUUCCUAACGUCUUCGACACAUCCGAAAUUACAAUCACAAAUGCAGCCUGGCGUUUGCGCUGUUGUGCUACAACACUACUUGUUAACGUGUUGUCUACAUUGCUGUCCAGACAUUCUGCAAAAAAAACUGUGCGUGUCAGCUGCUGUACACCCUGCAGGAGAGAUGGGAGAGGCCGAGACGCGUCAGAAAUUGCUGCGCAAUGUGAAGAAAGAGGUGAAACAAAUUAUGGAGGAGGCAGUAACGAGGAAAUUUGUGCACGCAGACAGCAGCCACAUCAUAUCCUUCUGUGCUGUAGUGGAGGCCUGUGUGCUUCAUGGACUGAAGCGUCGUAUCGCAGGCCUGCUGUGUACUAACAAGGUCGCAGCACUCUUCAUGAAGGUGGCGAAAAGCUUUUCACCCGCUGAAGAACUCUGCCACAAGGUCCAGGAGCUGGAACAGCUCAUCGAAAACAGCAAGCAGAACAAUUCUUCACUGAGUAACGAUCGCAGUCGGCAAUCCAAGUUGGCCAACCUCCCUCCUCAGGCACUGAAACACCUGUGGAUCCGAACUGCACUAAUAGAGAAGCUCCUGGACAAGAUUGUCCUGUAUUUGGUGGAGAACAGCAGUACAUUCUAUGAGAAAGAAGCCAUGCUGAUGGAUCCUGUGGAUGGACCAAUUCUUGCAUCUCUGUUGGUUGGCCCUUGUGCUUUGGAGUACACCAAAGUCAAGACUGCAGACCAUUUCUGGACAGACCCGUCUGCUGAUGAGCUCGUACAACGGCAUCGCAUCCACAGUGGCCACUGUCGGCAGGAUUCUCCCUCCCGACGACCCGCCCUGAUCCAGAAGAGACAGUCCAGUGGUAGCAUGGAUGAUCGCCCUCUCAUGUGGGUGAGGGACUAUGUUGAAUCACUCCACCAAAACUCCAGAGCCACACUUCUGUUUGGAAAAAAUAAUGUUCUGGUGCAGCCGAGAGAUGACAUGGAGGCCAUCCCAGGCUACCUCUCCCUACAUCAAACUGCAGAUCUCAUGACACUGAAAUGGACUCCCAACCAGCUGAUGAAUGGCAAUGUGGGGGAGCUCGAUUCUGAGAAAAGCGUUUAUUGGGAUUAUGCUAUGACUAUUCGUUUGGAUGAGAUUGUGUAUCUCCACUGUCAUCAGCAAGUGAACAGUGGUGGGACAGUAGUGUUGGUGAGCCAGGACGGGAUCCAGAGACCUCCUCUACAUUUCCCCAAAGGAGGCCACCUGCUGCAGUUUCUGACCUGCCUGGAGACCGGCCUGCUACCCCAUGGGCAGCUGGACCCACCACUCUGGAAUCAGAGAGGAAAGGGAAAGGUUUUCCCCAAAUUGCGAAAGAGGAGUCCACAUGGCUCAUGUGACUCUGUAUCAGAUAAAGAAGAUGAUGAAGCAACCGAUUAUGUGUUUCGGAUCCUCUUUCCUGGCAAUCAGAUGGAGUUCAUGGCUCUAGAGCUGAUGGACCAGGGCAUGAACAUGUGGCAACCGACCCCCAGAAAGUCCUCGUGCUCUUCCUGCUCUCAGAAUGGCUCAUCUGAUGGCUCUCUUCCUAAUGGCUGUAAUCAAGAAAGGGCUCCCUUAAAGCUCCUUUGUGACACCAUGAAGUACCAGAUAAUCUCCCGUGCUUUCUAUGGAUGGCUUGCAUACUGCCGUCAUCUGUCCACAGUUCGUACCCACCUUUCUGCUCUGGUCAAUACCAUUAUCGUUGAUCCUGAUGUGCCCUGUGACGCUCGCGGAGGCCUCUCUGUGGAGGUCUGGGGCAGGUUCCUCAAGGACAGCUCUGCCUAUGAGGAACAAGAGAUACACAGGCUUGUGUAUUUUGGCGGUGUGGCUCCUUCACUGCGCAAAGAGGUCUGGCCAUUCCUGUUGGGACACUACCAGUUCAACAUGACGGAGAAAUCCAGGCUGGAGAUUGAUGAGCAGAUGCGCACCAUGUAUGAGCAGACUAUGAAGGAGUGGCAGGGUUGUGAGGCCAUUGUCCGUCAGAGGGAGAGAGAGAAACACGCUGAGGCCCUCGCCAGAUGUUCGUCCGGAGCCAGUGUGGAAAGAGGACCAGUUCAGCGGGACUCCACCAUCAGUACAGAUUCGUCUAUAAGUAGCAGUUCAGAUCAUCAGAAUACCAACUCACAAAGUGAUUCCAGCAGUAGCACUCAGGUGUUUGCAUCGGUUGAGGCGGUGGAUCAGAGUGAGACUGAGCCCAGACCUGAAGAAGGAGAGAUACAACACAGUAGUCCAGUGAAGGACAUCCCAAGAGACACCGCAGACUCUCCACAGCUUCCCUCCUGCGACCCCUCCUCCCCAAGUCUUUCAAACCUACGUACAGGUUCAGCCAGCAGCCCUCCUGUAACUGAAUCAGCUGUUGGCUCUACAACCUCUCAGCAAUCAGCAGAAGCAUCAGAAGUCUUAAAUGAGGAAAGUACAACUGGAUCACAGCCAGCGGGGGAGGAUGCACUUGACUUGGUAGCCAAAGUUUUAGAGACAGAGAGGAUGGAGACAGUCUCAGAAAGCGAUGCGGUUGAGGACUCUGGAAUCAGUAAGUCACAAGAGAUAUCUGAAGCUGAAGAAAAACCUGAAGUAGUAGAAAAGGAUACAACAACAAAUGAGCAAUCUGAAGUUUCAAAAGCAGUAGACACAAAUAUGAACUUGAGAUCCGCUCCAGAGAAUACUAAUGUUCUUAAGCUUGAAACAGAGAUUCAUAACGAGUAUUUCCAAGCACCUCCACUCGGGCAGACCUUGACUUUUCAAGCGCACAAGAGCAAAGAUCAUGAAGUAGAGUCAUUUUGUCUUCUCACAGCAGAAAAAGAUACUAAUCCGCCCAUUGAAAAAAAGCCAGAGACUUCUGAGAAAACAGAAACAACAUCUGAAAGAAUCCCGUCAGAAAUAAUCAAGGCCUGUACCACAGGGUCAGAAAGAAAGGAUGCUGAAGUAACAGUUUCUGACUUGGCUGAAACCAAAAAAGACAAAGCUGCAGAAAUUCCAUUUGAGAAACCUGGAUCAAAUUCACCUGUCAGACAAGUACUGAAUGCUCUUCAGUCAGCGUCGAGAGGGAGCCUUUCAUUAGCGUCCCACUCUAGGCAGUCUCCAGACACGGCAGACUCAGAUGACUCUCCUUCUGCCUUGGAAAUGGAGGACAUUCCUGCAGGGAUAACAUGUUUGACCUCUGAGGAUAUUAAGGCCAGGCCUUUGGCAGGUCUUGCUGCACCCCCUGUCUUGCUGGCACAGAGAGACAAAAUGGGAUCUGAGGAUCUUGUCCUCGAUCACCAUCUGGACACAGCUUGUAACACCAGUCCUGAGGGCACAGACCUGGGCCUUUCUGAAGAGGAGCCAGAGAUGGAGAAUGUGCUCACUGCAGCAGAGUCCGCAGAGGUCGGAGGAGACUCCAAACAUGACGAAUCCUCAGAUGAGCAAACCUAUUCUCAAGAAACACUGGACAUGUACUUGAUCAACUUACAUCGCAUUGACAAAGAUGUCAGACGUUGUGACAGAACAUAUUGGUACUUCACUCCUGAGAACUUGGAGAAGCUGCGUAACAUCAUGUGCAGUUACGUGUGGCAACAUCUGGAUACGGGUUACGUCCAGGGCAUGUGUGAUCUGCUGGCUCCCCUUCUGGUUAUUCUAGAUGAUGAGGUCAUGGCAUUUAGCUGCUUCACUGAACUGAUGAAGAGAAUGAACCAGAACUUUCCUCAUGGAGGUGCCAUGGACUCUCACUUUGCCAAUAUGCGUUCUCUUAUCCAGAUCCUGGACUCUGAGCUGUUUGAACUGAUGCAGCAGAAUGGAGACUAUACCCACUUCUACUUCUGUUAUCGCUGGUUUCUACUGGACUUCAAAAGAGAGAUGGUGUAUGAUGACGUGUUCUCCGUUUGGGAAACUAUCUGGGCGGCCAAGUACACCUCAUCUGAGCACUUUGUGCUCUUCAUAGCGUUGGCACUUGUGGAGAUGUACAGGGACAUCAUCCUAGAAAAUAACAUGGACUUCACAGACAUCAUCAAGUUCUUCAAUGAAAUGGCAGAGCGGCACAACGUCCCGCAGGUCCUGAUGAUGGCUCGACACUUGGUGCACAAAGUGCAGACACUCAUAGAGAACAAGUGAUCCAGUAUCCUGCUGUGUGUCUACCAUUGGUUCUUUGUGCUAAAUUGUUUCAAAGAUACUGACACAGCCACAUAUUUAAUAGUCAUGUAUAAAAGAGAAAAGGAAUCAGUGUUCAUGAAAAGCAGUAAUUGGUAAGUGCUGAAAAGAUUAUUCUAAGAUAGUUGUAUAACAACUUCUUUCCAGUUGCUCCUGUCUAUAUUCAGGAGAUGCAAUUAUUGCCAGUCAAUUUAUUUUCAAAGUGUUAUUGUUCACCUAGUGAAUGUACCCUUGUUGAAACUGCUUCAGGAUGUUAUUUAUUUUGCCUUAAAUUUUGCUAUUUUUUCAGGGAUACAGCAACCAAAUUCUUCACUGUAUUGUUAUUCUACAUGGUUGAUUUUGUUUAGUUAUACUUGCCAUACUUGUGAUACACUUGAAUAUAUUUUCAGUAUUAUUAUUAUUUUUGCUGGAGUUGUAGCUAUCAUGGUUGAACAUCAUUAGAUACACUUAAAUAUAUUUUCAGAUAUAGCACCUGGCUGUACUAGAUGAUUUGGUUUUGUAAAUAUCCAAGGUACUACUAACCAAUCAGGGGUUGGUCAGUGCUAGGUUGUGUCCAAGUAGCAUGUGUGGUCACUGGUUUGCUUGUCAAUUAGCCAUUUUGAGGGCCGCUUAUGGCCUCUCUGAGGCUUGAUGGCCCUUUUCCUGCAUCUGCCUCUGAUGCAUACAAGCUUGCAGGAAAUCAAGACCAAACCUUGUCAAUUCCGUGCAGUCCAGCAUGAUUGCACAUAGUUUGCAUAUCCAGUAUCACCUCUGAUGCCCGACCAAGUUCUCAUACUGUGUGCUCCUCCUAUCUCUAUGUAUGGAUUAAGAUGUCAUUUGGGCAGCUUAAUUUCAUAAUUUCCUUUGUUUUUGUGCACACCAGUGACUGAAUGGUUAGUAGAUUCCUGUUUCUGGAAUCAACUCAUUGUUCAAAUGCUUAAUACAUACAUCCUGUACAUUUUUCUUCCCUUAAAUAACUCAGUGCUGCUCAAGCUGAGGAAUUCAGCUGUUGUCCUCAUGACUUUCAAGACAAAAACAGAUGCUGUUUCCUUGCAGCAUUGUGAUGGUUCACUUCGAGCUGGUGGUGAACUCAAAGGGGCGUGCAGUGAAGGCAGCAUGCUUCCUUUGCACUCUGCACUUCUCACACUUUCACCUCAAGAUCAGUUUCAUAGAUUUCUGCCUCUGUCUUGCUCUGCCGAUCUUGGGUGCCUUGUCAUAAACACGCUCUAGUUAAUUGUUUCUAUGUGUAAACUUUUGGCGACAAGUCUUAAAGUAAUUGUUCUUGGAGUGAUUGCAUUUCUCUUCACUAUUACCUCAAGAUCCACAUGUUCAUAUCUGUUGAUAAGGAGCUCUGCUUGUUAACCACUUAACCCUAUGGCUCUUCCAUUUCUCAAUCUACAUCUUCCUCAUUACAUUACACUUCCUCGUUACAUUUUGUUUUCUGUAGAACUGGUGUGCACCCAGGAAGCAGCCUCCACCUUGAAGGGCUUACAUCAGUAAUCCCUCACUAUUACAGUGCUGACUUAAAAUAUGGAAAUCCAUAUGAAAAUAUGGAUUCUGCCUUGAAUAUCAACUUAUUACAUUUAAAGGGUCAGUUCAGUGGUAGCUAGUCAGUGGUUUGUACCCAUGAAGAUAUUUUUUGCUUUAUGUGCGUAGGUUUUGAGAUAAACACCACUGAAUCUCCUGCCAUUAACCAAAUACACUGGAGGUGAGUGGAAUUUCAUUUGUCCUUUAAGGGCUGAAAAAUACAACUUAAAACAGUAACCAUGCCCUGGAAACAUUGAUGUUUCAUGAUGAACAGUUUAAAUUUAGAUUUUUGGGGAUUGUAUCAACUAAUUCCAAUGAAAUUGCCAAAAUUUCAGCAAUUAAUAUCUCAAAAUCUCAUUAGAUAAAAACAAAACUAUCUACAUGGCUCGAUAUCAACUAAGUCAGAAAAGGUUUUAUUGGUGCCAGUCAGUUGCAAAACAGCCAAGACACACCCAUGUUUGGUUCACUGUGGCUAAAAUUCCAGUUUUUGAUAUCACUGCUAACAUGUCUCCAUAUGGUCUUCUAAAACAUGCCAGAGUAUUGCUGUUUGUGCAUUGCUGUGUUCGUUGUCAGAUUUACUGUAAACAAUGUGUUCAAGACCUAUUGUACAAAAAAACUAAGGUAGUACAUAUUUAUUAAAUGCAAUACAAUGUCUGUAUAUGGGCUUUAUCUGAUAAUUAUUAAUCGAAAGAUUAAAAAAAAUGCCAUUGGAAAUAAAUAUAUUUUUAUUUUUUUCUGUCUUCUCAAAU